UGCAACCACCGCUAAUCCACUGAAGAUCAUCAGGCAAAUCGCACUCUGUCAUCGGAGUUUGAUUGAUGCGCCGCAGCAGGCCAGCAGUGAGACGUAGCAAAUGAAAGUGACGAUUGCUGGUGUACCGUUGUGCAAAAUUAACGAAAACUUUGCCGAGUGCAGUGUUUAUUAAUGGACUAUUGUGCUGGAUCGUUGGGAAUGUCGAAAUUACUCGUUAAAUGAGAAGUUACGUGCGUACGGACCAAUUUCGAUGCAUUAAUGUAAUGAGCAUCGGCGCUAAUAUCAUACUUUUCAAUUAAAAUGGCACGCUUUCAUUAAACUGACAAUACUACACAGAUUAAACAGACUCGCCAGCUGUAAUUAUCACGUCGCGUGUAAUUUUAUUAAUUCGUCAUGUCUUCGCACAUCUACGACAACUUGCCGUUGAAGCCCUUGGCCCGGAACACCGAAAAACCCGAACAGUCGUCGGAACGUCAGAAGCUGAACACGCUCGAUUCCAAGCAGAAGAAACGCAAAAGCACGCCCGAAAUACAAAAGAUCACCCAGCAUUUCCUCAACAAGAAACCGAAGUCGUCCAGGAGCUUUUCGGAGAUGUUCUUCAAAAAUCACAACGAGAUCAACGAAAAUGUGGAGGACAAGUUCGGCAGCAGCGAGACCAUAAAAGCAUCGGCCAAUGGUAAGAAGAUGGACGAAGAGAGUUUGAAGUCCGGUAAGAGCAGCGAAGAUUUGAAGAAGCUCACCAACGUCCAGUCCACGCCGACAUCCACUUUCGACGAUGGGUAUGAGUCUUCGAACAGCACACCGCUUGUUUCCGGUCGAGGGAAAGCCAGAUAUUCCAACCCAUCGAAUUUAGUUUUAACAUGUACGUUAAAAAAAAAAGAUCUUCAUGUUCAGUUGGAGGAAGACGAACAGGAAUCGUUCGUGUUGUCCACCAGCUCAAGCCAGCCGGGCGAAAUCAUCCCCGACGACUUUCCGGAGACGACCUACGACCACAGGGAGACAUGGAGCUCGAACACGGACUUUUUAUUAUCAAUCAUCGGAUUUGCGGUCGACUUAGCUAAUGUGUGGCGGUUUCCUUAUCUCUGUUACCGGAACGGCGGAGGUGCCUUCUUAAUACCUUACACUUUAAUGCUGGUUUUCGGGGCCGUACCAUUGUUCUAUAUGGAACUUAUCCUUGGCCAGUUCAACAGACAAGGACCGAUCAGUAUAUGGAGAAUUUGUCCAUUGUUCAAAGGUGUUGGCUACUGUGCAGUGUUGGUCGCUUUCUACGUGUCCUUCUACUACAACGUAAUCCUCGCAUGGGCAUUGUAUUUCUUGGGUUCGAGCAUAUCGUCCGAAUUACCGUGGAUGCACUGCAACAACACGUGGAACACGGACAAAUGUUGGGAAAGCAUGUUGUCGGGUCAUAACGAAACUAAAAAAUUAUUGCCAAUUCUCAACGAAACCACGAAACAUAGCAGACACACCCCAGCUUCAGAGUUUUUUCAUCGAGCAGUCUUAGAGAUGCAGUGGAGUGACGGGCUUCACGAAAUGGGAUACCCAAAGUGGCAACUAGUUGUAUGCUUAUUACUCAUUUAUGGAAUGCUGUACAUAUCUCUCUUCAAGGGCGUCAAAUCCUCCGGAAAAGUGGUGUGGGUGACGGCGACAAUGCCUUACAUUGUCUUAACGAUACUCUUGAUACGUGGACUGAUGCUGCCUGGGGCGAUAUCAGGCAUAUCUUAUUAUUUACAUCCUGAGCUUUCAAAACUUCGGGAAACACAGGUUUGGGUGGAUGCUGCAGUUCAGAUAUUUUAUUCAGUGGGAGCAGGUUUCGGCGUGCAUUUGUCAUACGCCAGUUAUAACACCUUUCAUAAUAAUUGCUACAGGGACUGUAUCAUAACAACAAUCGUAAACUGUUUCACGAGCUUUUUCUCUGGAUUUGUAAUAUUCACCUAUUUGGGCUACAUGUCGUACAAACAAGGUGUUCACAUCAGUUCCGUUGCAACUGAGGGACCUGGAUUAGUUUUUCAGGUUUAUCCUGAGGCAGUUGCAACCUUACCCGGUUCACAUGUGUGGUCCGUUUUGUUCUUUUUCAUGCUAAUCAUGCUCGGACUGGAUUCAGCCAUGGGGGGUUUGGAAUGUGUAAUCACCGGUUUAAUGGAUGAAUUCCUGUCGUUCUUUAAGGAAAAGAAAUUUGCAAGGGAAAUUUUCACCCUUGGGAUUAUUAUCGCGUCCUUUUCCGUGGCUCUUGUCAAUGUAACACCGGGAGGAAUUUAUAUGUUCCACUUGUUCGACACAUAUUCCGCCGGCAUAUCCUUGUUGUGCUCUGCUCUGUUUGAAGCAAUUGCGGUUUCAUGGUUUUACGGUUUGGAUCGUUUCACUCAAGAUGUCGAAGCCAUGUUGGGAUGGAAACCAGGAAUUUACUGGAGAGUCUGCUGGAAAUUCAUUAGUCCCAUGUUCAUUAUAUGCGUCGUGAUGUUUGGAUUGCUGUAUCACCAGCCUCUUCAGUACAAUGACUACUCCUAUCCAGAUUGGGCCGAAUGGGUUGGAUGGUCCCUUGCUUUGUCUUCCAUUAUGAUGAUUCCAUUUGUCGCCAUUUUCCAGAUAAUGAAGACUAAGGGAACGCUUAAAGAGAGGUUUGCCAUCAGUAUUUCACCAGUUGAAGAACAUGACGAGAUCAGAGCCAAUAAACUAACAAGUAGAUUUAAGGCAAAGCAUUGGUUAUUUGUGUAAGUUCCUACCACUGAUAGUAUUAUUUAUGUACCAUAUUUAUGUAUAUUUAUUGUAACAUUUUUAUGUUUUGGAUUGUCUUUACGCUGGCAGUAAAAGACUGGUUUUGUAUAUGUAUGUGUCUGAAAGUUAGAAGUGUAUUAUUUAUACAUACGGUAAGCAAGUAGGUAAUAAGUAUUUAUUGAUUGAUUUCUUAUUUUAAUUCAUUACAGUAUUAAAGUAUAUUAGUUGAAUCCUUAAGACUAUUGUUUAUACUAGUAUUAGUGUCGUAAAACUAACAUAGGGAUACUGUAAUUUUCGAUGUACUUUUCUAGCUGAAACAAAUAUCAGUGUUAUGUUUUGCUUGUUUGGUACAUAAUAACAUAAUAUUCAAAAUUAAUUAACUACUUAUUCUUAUGACAUAUCAGUUGUUUACUGUAAUGUUUAUGUACUAGUUAAUAGAUGGUGCCAAAUUUUACAAAAUUGGCCAAAUUCCAAUGCAGUGUGGCAAUCAUAUCUACCCUUUAGAUAAUAUAGCUUCUGUGUAUAAAUGUGGUAAACUAAUGUUAGGGCAAUAAGUUUUUAUGAACAAAGCGUAUUUUAACAAGAUAUUAUUGUUACAUGUUAUAUUCUUGAUAUUAUAAAGACUUCUAAUUAUUUUUUGAAAAUAUUUAUAUUACAUGUAUCUAUAAUUUCAAUUUAUCAUUUCUGAAGUUUGCACUAGUCAUUAGUCCUAGAUGAACGACCAGACAUAAACUGUAAGUUAAGAAUGUAUAUAUCAAUUAUUUUAUUAAAUUACGAAUAUUUAGACACAUUGUUGAAAAUUCGUCCAAAAUAUUUAAGCUUCAAAAAUAAACAGCAACUGGAAACGAAAAUCAGCCCUUCGUUUCUAGAUAAACUAUUUUUUAAAUUUUUUUUCUGUAAGGUAUUAUAUAAGAUACAGGUCCUUUGGUUAAAUUGUUAGUUAAUUAAUCAUUUUCAAUGUUUCGGAUGCUAAAGGUCCACCAUAUACAUUUGUGUAAUAAAUCUUGUAAUAAAUGGGAUGCUGAGUCACAACAUCAGUACUUGUGUAAAUAUGUUGAAUACAAAUUAUUUAAGCAACAGCCUUCGUUGCUUAAGUAAUUUCGUAUCUAGCUGUAACUACUAUAACGUUUUCAAACAAACUAUGUAAUUUGUUAAAAAAAUGUACCAACUCAAAGAGGGCUUCUAAAAAUAAAAUACAAAAACCUUG
Aethina tumida (small hive beetle) is the source of this 3919-nucleotide messenger RNA. Its product is annotated as sodium-dependent noradrenaline transporter-like. The transcript is spliced from 16 exons. The record is from RefSeq and is a predicted model, not a curated record. Bases 394 to 2712 code for a protein of 772 amino acids. Gene Ontology annotation, cellular component: presynaptic membrane; neuronal cell body membrane; neuron projection. Gene Ontology annotation, molecular function: dopamine:sodium symporter activity. Lineage: Eukaryota; Metazoa; Arthropoda; Insecta; Coleoptera; Nitidulidae. Gene Ontology annotation, biological process: sodium ion transmembrane transport; dopamine uptake involved in synaptic transmission.